AUGAUUAUUUCUUUAAAAAUAAAAAAUAACAAAAAAUAUAUAAAUUUAUUUAUUAAAAAUAUUUUAAUUUUAAAAUUUUUAUUUUUAAUUACUUUAAAAAUAAAUGUUGUGGAAUCUCAACAAUGCGGAAUUUCUACUUUAGAAUUACCUCCGGAAGGGGCACAAUCUGUAUAUAGAGGGGAUGAUAUUAUAAGUGAUGGACAUUUGCCUUGGAUGGCUUUUUUAUUGGGGCAUGCUGUCUGUACAGGUUCAGUAAUUGGAAGGUUAAUAGAAAAUAAUUUGGAAGUAAAUAUAAAUUUCCUUUUUAAAAGACAAUAUAUACUUAGUGCCGGUCAUUGUGUACAUGCCGGUAAUGGAAAAUCUAUUCCAGCAGAAUCUUUAGUUGUUUUUGUUGGAUCAGCAAAUCUAAGUCAAGCAACGCCUAUAAGUGUUGAAAAAAUUAUUUUGAGGAGUGAAUAUAAUGACAGAAUUGAUGAUCAAAUAGGUUCUGUAACUACUUUUGAUAUGGCAAUUUUAAAAUUAGCAACACCUUUGAAUUUAAGCGAAACUUUGUGGCCAAUUUGCCUUUCACGUAAUUCAGCAGCAAUGGCCGUUACUACUGUGGAAACUAAAGUAUUAGUUGCUGGGUGGGGAAAUACUAAACCUCAUUGCGAUAGCUCAAUUAUUUGGAAAAUAACACAUCCAAAAAUACCAGAAAGACUUCAAUAUGGACGGGAAAAUAUAUUGCCCACAGAAGAAUGUGUUGAUUUAGAAACAAAAUGGCAUAUGGAAGAAAUGGCAAAAAGAAGUAAUAAAAUUAUUAAAAGAUUUCUGAUUGUCCCAAAAAUAUUCUCAAAUAUUUUAGAUGCUACAAAUUUCUUCCCAGCACUAUAUGGAAUGAAUCCUAGAGAAUUACGUAGACGUGUAGCAUCUAAAUUGACAGAUAAAAUAUGCGUUGUAAGCAAUAAAACUGUGGUGGAAAGUGGGGAUAGUGGUGGACCUCUUUUGUUAUCUUCUGCCCCAGGCAAAUGGACACAAAUUGGAACACUGACAGGUGGCCCAUGUCACGGAAAGGAUGCACCAAAUCAUGGUAUAAAAUAAUUAAGCCAGAAAGAAAAAAAUUAAA
Molecule: messenger RNA, 1105 nt
Organism: Meloidogyne enterolobii
Lineage: Eukaryota; Metazoa; Nematoda; Chromadorea; Rhabditida; Meloidogynidae
Source: the annotation of a GenBank genome assembly